GGAUAGUCUUCUUACAUGUAGUGAAGAGUCACCAAAUUCAAGUUCAAGUACAAUCAACCAGCUAAUCAGUCAGAUUGUCUAAGUUUGGGUGAUUAUUUGCGGAGUAGUCUUGUUCGCUUAAUUUGAUAAAAUCACACCUAUUGAAUUUUCCAUCGCGGCAUCAUCAAUUUCCGAGUUUCGUUGGUUUCUCGGUGUGGAAUCAUCAUUAUGUCCUUUCGUGGAAAACCAUCUAAGGCUUGCGAAAGAUGUAGAGCUCGGAGACUUAAGUGUGACCUUGCACCCGUGACUUGUGGCUCAUGCCUCAGAGCCAAGGUGAUUUGCACUGGAUAUCGGGAUACCGAAAAGCUCCGCAUUAGAGAUGAAACCGAUAGCCUACAUAGGAAAGCGGCGGGUGUGCGUCGGUGCAUCAAUGGAGACGAUGGACGGCAUUUGCUAGUGUUGAAAGUAGGAUCCGCCAAUGCCGGACCACGUUAUCUUCCAUUGGCACUCGAUGUUCAGGCGAAAGAGUUAUUCUUUGACCAUUAUAUUUUUGCAGGUCAAAUUAACGGAUCAGGGGGUUGGGAUUUUCUGAGACCAUACCAUCAAUCGGAGAAAGCACCUGUAUAUUUGCAGUUAACGAUAGAUGCUGCCAGUUUGGCGUAUCUUUCACAUCAGUUCGGCUCGCAAAAGGCGCGCUUAAUUGCUUUAGAAAGAUACACGGCUGCUCUUGGAGUCAUGGGUAAAGUAUUGAAAUCACCUGAAGCAUCAAAGGAAAUAACGACACUCUUCGCAGCACUACUUUUGGAUUUGUUCGAGAAGCUGUCAACUACUCAACCUCUUGGAAAUCGAGGGUGGAGUAGCCACUUAAGAGGAGCUCUGGCUAUAUCUGAAAAAUGCGGGGACCAAUUUACUACAUCAAAUUCUGCAAUGCGUGCUCUCACACGAUUGAGUUCAAAUUUGCUCAUCACCUCUCUCGCGGCGGGUACUUCUCUCCCGAGUGGUUUCUUUCGCCUCCGGGGAUACUUCGAAGAGAGUCUUUGCAUCGAGGUUUCUAGAAAUCCCAAAUGGCAAUUGUCACAAAUAAUGGCACAAUAUGUCAAUCUGCAAAGCAAUAUUCGGAAUGGAGAACGCGCUAGGGAAGGUUCUCUUCGAGAAGCAAGAGAAUUGGAUUGCAUCCUUAAGACUUUCUCUGACCGCGAUGUAAGAAUCAAACAAAUAUUCAAGAGCGUACCGUCCAGGAUGGUGUAUGGAAACGCCUACUAUUCAUACCCUGAUAGACAUUCAACCCAAAUCUGGAAUAUUGUAAGACUGGCUCACGUUUUAGUGGUGAACUUUCUCGUAGCAAACGCCACGACUGAGAUGGACCGUUUAGAGUAUCUUACCAAAGUAGAUGAGAUCGCGUCCAACAUUUGUGCUUCUGCUCCACAAUAUCUCGACUGUAUGGGUGUUGUAAAGUCGAUUGGACAAUUAGAAUUACUGCAUCCGGUUGUUCCAUCGCAUAAUUCUUGCACGUCACAUACACCUUCACACAGAUUGGCUUGCUAUACACUUAUAUUCCCACUUUACGUAGCUGGAUUUGUCAGACACUCUAACCCGAGCAUAUGGAAAUGGGCUACUGAAAAACUUCAUCAUAUCGGCAGUCAUUUUGGUAUUCGAAAUGCUGAACUUGUAGCUCAAAUUCUUGAGAAAAGAAGCGAGAGCGAUCCGUGGAAAGUAUAUGCCCUGCUUGGCAGCUAUGCAUUCGGUGCUUGAAGGUAAUUUGAAAAGGCUAAUCUUUCGAAUUCCUCGGUCA
This is a messenger RNA of Botrytis cinerea B05.10, 1771 nucleotides long. RefSeq lists its product as hypothetical. The record is from RefSeq and is a predicted model, not a curated record. The transcript is spliced from 2 exons. Gene Ontology annotation, biological process: regulation of DNA-templated transcription. Gene Ontology annotation, molecular function: DNA-binding transcription factor activity, RNA polymerase II-specific; zinc ion binding. Bases 208 to 1731 code for a protein of 507 amino acids. NCBI's taxonomy places the organism in Eukaryota, Fungi, Ascomycota, Leotiomycetes, Helotiales, Sclerotiniaceae.